This is a messenger RNA of Brassicogethes aeneus, 5600 nucleotides long. Lineage: Eukaryota; Metazoa; Arthropoda; Insecta; Coleoptera; Nitidulidae. The record is from the annotation of a GenBank genome assembly.
AAAAAGACAUUCAGUUGAAGUUGGCAACAAAUAAGUGAGGUUGACAAUUCUGUCAAACGAUCAAAACAAAACAUGUGAUGUAUAUAAAUUUGUUAUCAAAUAAAAGUUUUACAGAUAAAGCAGCGUGAUUCACAAUUAAUAAUGUAAAAAACAGAAAAAAAAUCAAUUAUGCAGAGUCCAUUCAGAAGGCCUCAGGAGUAUAUGAACCCUGUGCCUCCCCCAACUUUAACCAAAGAAGAUAUUGCAGUGUGGCAAGGAUGGUGCUUAAAAGGGGACAGAGAAGUGGCUAGAGAGGCAGCAGCCAAAGGAAGACAUCUACACUUGGUGAUUGUAUUUUUAACACUCAAAAAGAAAGUUAAAGCUGAUGAAGCUAAAAAAUGGUUUGAGAGUGAGGUUUUAUUAUGGGUUGAUGAGUUGUUAACAAGAAAACAGAUUUUUAAAGCUUGUCACAUUCUAAACAACAUAAAGUUGGACCCCAAUGGGGAGUUGGAGAAAAUAUUUUACUCUACAAACAACAAAGACUUGAGAGAUUACAUUGGAAAUCAUUUGGUAAAAAAUGAGAAACUUGGGGAUGAUUUGGUUUCCCUAUGGCACUUAUUAGAGUUGAUUUUGAAGAACAAUAUACUCAUUUCCAAGUUUAAACUGCCAGAAGAAAGCUUAAAAUGUCUGGAUGGUCAGGAAGAGAGUUGGAAAAAUGAAAUAGCGGCCAAAUUGUUUUUGAGAACUCAAGACAUGCAGUUGUGCACCUAUUUUAGCGCUGAAAGUUUUUGGAGGCAACUAAUAGUGUACAAUGACACAAAGUUGCUCAAAACUUGGAUAAAUGUGAGGUUUAACAGCCCUAAAGAUAGUUACAACGUGUCAGACAAUCUUCUUGCCAUGUUUAAAGCGUUUUCUCUCUCCAAUGAGAUGCUGAAUUUAUUGAACAACAAAAUAACGUCCCCCAACACCAGUGAAACGAUUUUGAACGAAUUCAGCAAAUUUGGUAUAUUUAGCGAGGCGGAUAGCAAACAGUUUUUAAAUAUUUUGAUAAGACUAAACAAAUGUGAUAAUGUGGAACAUAUUUACGAUAUUUUAAGGAAAACCCACUCGAAUAUUAGUAUUAAUAAUUUUUUAAUUUUGCUGCACGAUUAUUGCGUUGAAAACGAUUUGUUUUAUGUUUUUAAUGUGUGCGUUGAGGGUUUUGAUUUGCAAGGCGUUUGGGAGCAAAGAAAGUCUAAACAGUUGGGUGUAAUUUUGAAUUCGAGGAUGUUGAUUGAUGAUUUUAAUGAGGAUUUGCUUUGUUGUAAUAUUAUUAAGGUAUCGGAAUUUUUAUCGCAAGAUUUGGGGGAUAAUUAUGUUUUAAUGUUGGCGUUAAUAAUUUUUGGGAAGGAUGUUAAAUUUGAGGACAUUUUCGCCAACAAAAUAUUGAAUAUUUGUGGUGUACCACUGUAUGAAGCAGCGGAAAAAGUUUUCAAUAAUUUGGGGCUUCUAAAAACUAUUUACCAUAAAAGAUGUAGAAAGGUGGCAAAUACGUUGACUUAUUAUGAUUUGCUGGAAAAUAAUCUGCAAGUAGAUAUAAAAGAUUUGUUCAAGUUUAGGUUUUCAAAUGAGGUUAUUCCCAAUUUUACUUUCAAUAACAUCGAUAAAAAGUAUUUUUAUACAAAAACGGUGAAUUACUUGUUUUACCUUAAACAGGGCAGACCUUUUGCGGCAAGUCAAUAUUUUGCAAACAGCUGUGAUUUAAUUUGUAAAAAUAAAGUUGUUAGUAAGACUUUUAAAUUAGCUGUUAAAAAUUUGUCGAAUUCUGAGGUAACUUCAAGUUGUGUGGCAUUUCUGGAAAUAAUUGGGGAAAAUUCCGAUAUUUUAAGAGUAUCUUUAGAGGCUGCGAACAUUUUAACCGGUGAUUACGAUGAAAGUGAGGUUAUGGGUUUAUUUCUUGGACUUCCAAACGACGCUUACAACGUUCUAUUGAAAUUGGAGGAUUUAAUUUUGGAUGGUAUCAAUUUUAAAGAUUUCAGUGAGAAUGAUGUUUUCGUGGGGAGCAUUAAGAGCUACGAAAUCGUUUUCAAGUUUGCCGAGGUUUAUAACCUCAAAUAUCCGGAGGGUUUUCUCAAAAACUGCGCCACGCGUAACAUGUGGCUUCCGUUCUUGAUAUUCGCGCAGAUAAAAAAUUACCCUAUAGACCAAAUAAAGUCGUGUUUGCAAUCGCUGAAGAACCCGAAUUUGCUGGAGCACGUAAUUCACAGUGUAAGCCACGACAUUCAAAUCGAAGAUUCCAACGCUUUGAUGAGAGAACGCGAUUCAAGGAAGUACUUCUUGUCGCGCAUCGGGGUGCGCAAAAGCGUGGAUAACCCGAGCGUAUCGGAUUCGGUUUACUCGAGCAUGACGUCGCAAUCCAGCGUAGGCAGCGGUGCCAGCUCUACGGGUUCGGAUUUUCUCGAAAUCGACAUUGUGAACACCAAGGCGACUCUGUUGCAGACUUUGAUUAGAUGUCACAACAGCACUGAUCCGCCCAGGGCCCUGUUGCAGGCGUGCCAACUGUAUAGAAAUCCGCUGUUGGCCAUUUUGGCCACCAGCUAUGAGCCUGAUUCUCUACACACAAAUUGGUUGACAUGGUUGGCGGUGUCCACCGAUAUGUAUCAAACGUUUACGAAUUUCGAAGCUGUAGCUUUAUGCUCACAAUCGGUAACCACCCUAUUGUACAGUGCUAUGGUCAAUCAGUACCCAAAAACCCUCCUGCAAAGUUUCGAGAUAUUUCUUCCAGAUAGCCCAUUGAGGUACUUUUUGGAGUUCUUGAAUUCAUGCAUAAACAUGAACUUGGACGCAUUCUAUCUUGAAUCGAAACUCACCGCAUUUUCGAGUUCUAUGAUGAAAUGCAGGAGGAACAGCGUGCUAACUGAAACAGAUCACGAAAUGACGUACCUCAAAAACAGGUUGUGGCUGGAAGACACAGCUUUGCACUUGCUAUGCUCGACCCUGCAAUACAACUGCAAGUCUCUAAACCAGGAGAUAGCAAUUUUGAAGGUGCUAUGCAAGCUUAAAGUUAAUAAAUAUUUUUCCAUAGAUUUUCCGAAUAUUGAAAAUUUAUGCCGAAUACUCUGCCUUGUGAACGAUGGUAAGUGCAACGUAAAGUUCGAUGUCAGCCUUAUGUUGACCAUGGCUGAAAGCAGGAAAGCCGUUGUGGACUGUAUUAAUAAACUUUUGAGUUUGAAUCAGUUUGAGACUGCUUUAACGAUCUCGGAGAUUGAGAGUUUACCUGUUGAUAUUAUUCUAAUCAAAAAGUGGCAGUGGAAUUUCAAGAAUAAGGAUGUCAAUGAUGGUGAUUUUUGGGAGAGGUGUAACAAAGACAUGCUUAAACAUGACGUAACGGCCGAUUGCGUGAUAAAUUUUUAUUUGGGGUGUUAUAAAACCGUAAAUAACAACCUGGAGAAGUAUUUGAUAACGAAAUAUUCCUCGGAAUGGGCCGGCAAGUUCGAUCUAUCCAAUCAGUAUGCCAUAGAAACUGAGAGGUGGCUUUCAUUUAUGAACCUGGAAGAGAAGCUCAAGAAUUACGACGAUUUGAACGUCGUAUCUCAUCAUUUACUCUACAAAGAAAUGCUUGAGAAAGUUGUACAAAUCACGCCAUACAGUGAAACGCUCGACAAAGACAACCAAGGUAAUCUCAACAGGAUGUUGGUGGAGUCUCUCAACAGAAGCAACUUCUGGUUGGCGCUGAAGCUGGAAAAAAUGUUCGGCUGCUCCAGCGCCGACCUUGAGAUUCUCAAGCUGUGUUUCAGCUUGGCAGAGGGGGCUGUUUUGCCCUACCAACUAAACACGCAGCAAAGACUGCUUGUGGUGACCAAAGGUGCGAAUUUUCGGAGACUGAGCAACAGAAAAACUUUUUGGUCGGAGAGGUUCUUCAAGUUCUGUUCUCAUUCCCCUGGCACGCAGCAAAGUGAUAAUCUAGAGGCGCCUUUUCAGGAUACCUUGGCGGUGUUGCAUUCGUUGACAGAACAGUUGACGAACGGUGCUGAAAUGGCGUACAACGUCUUUAUGUCGUACCGAAUAAGCAUCAACAUUGAAAUACCGUAUCAGGUUUUCGUAUUAAACACAGACUACAUGAAGAUGCUUAAAGAUGCGCUGGAAGACGACUGCAUGAAUAAACUAGAGGUUGUUCAUGACUUCAUAGGCGUCUUCAAGUGGUCAAAAGAGGAAGUGUCCGAUUUAAUUUGCGGAGAGAUAGUUCAAGCCACCGCAAACUACAUAAGAACAAAACAGGAGGUGUUCACCAUGUGGGAUUUAAACGUGAACGAAAAUUACCACUUAAUUCUACAAUUAAUGCAGGAUAACUGCUCCAUAUUGGGGCACAAAAUAUACUCAUACGCCAGUGCGUUGCACAAAGUCCAAAUUACGGCCCCACGCGAAGUGCAAGUGAAAAUAAGCGAACUUGCGUUGGUGAUAGAGCUAUUGAUUCUCUCCCACAACUGCUUCACCACCGACUGCAACAUGGAAGGCAUUUCCAUCAUACUCAAAAAAUGCCAAAGCGUGAUAUCCAAUCUUUUGACCCUGAGAAGUUGGAAGUUGAUCGUGCGGCUGCUAACAGGUGUAGCAAGAUACACCGAAAUGAGUUAUGUGUUCCAGAUACUAAGGGAAAACGACCAGUUCGAGUUUCUGUUGAGAAAAGGCUCCAGAAAAGACAGCGCUUUAAAAAUAGCUCUGUUGGAGUACUUGAAGAAAUACUGCCCUGAAAAUCGCGAGCUAUACAAAAUAGUGGCACUACAUUUUACACUGUUCUCCGAGGUAGCUCAUUUAUGGGAAAGAGAGGCUCAAAGCGUGAUUAAAAAUUUAAUCGAAAUUUCCAAGAUGGAGAUGCAAAAUAGCAAACUUAACCCUGAAUUGGAAGCGUUUAUUUUGCUGUCAAACACCGAAAGCACGAAAAUUUGUUUAAAUAAGGCUAUAGAAAAUUAUACCCACGCUACUGAGUUUCACUUGCAAGGCGAAAAACUAGCAAAAGCAAUGAGUUCGGCCAAACAAGUAGAACUUUUGGCGUUGCAAAUGUCGUUAUUAAAUAAACUGCCCAUUAAUGGAUCUACAAAUUGUAUUUUAAAUCUGGGUACACCUCAAAUAAUAGCUUUGAUUAGUAAUUACUUGAAUUUCGACCAAACGUUUAUUUUAACUCAGGCUUAUAACUAUCAACCAGAUUGGUCUACCGUUUUGUACGAGCAGUGUAUUUUAAAGCGAAACAUCACAUAUCUGGAACAUUACCUCAACCAUUUGGCUUUGACGGAAACCAUCGUGUACAACAUCUCACGUAAAUUUUUAAGUGCGAAUAUUAACACUCCACUGGAGUUGAGGUGCAUGAAGAAUGUUUUAUCAAAGUUACCUUCAGUGCAUACCAAAUAUAGAAUUGCUAGCGAAUUGGGUUUCACUGAUUUAGUAGAGGAUUUGUUAGCUGAUGGGCAGUUGGCUUAUUUGAAAGAUACAGUGUGGAAAAAAGGAUACAAAACUUAGUGAUUUUUUGUGAUAACUUUUAUUUCUUAUGUAAAAAUAUAGUUUAUGUUUGUAUAAUGUUUAUAUCUCGAUUUCGUUAUUUUAUAAAAUUUUAUUAUAUGAUGUGAUUCUAAAUAUAUAUUUUAUUAAUA